ACAGUUCCGUCAGUGACAUAACCUAUAAUCGGAUCAAACGUACAUAACCUAAACUUGGUGGAGUUGGACAAUCUUGUUUUAAAAUAAGGAAUAGCUUAUUUUUACAAUAAAAGAUUUAUAUAUAAACAACAUUAACUGAAAAAGGUCUGAAAAAAAUGGCAGUGGUAAUAGAAACCACUAUAGGCGAUUUUACGGUAGAUCUCUAUAUUGAAGAACGUCCCCAAACCACACGGAACUUCCUAAAGUUGUGCAAACUGAAAUACUACAAUUGGAACUUGUUUCAUUCGGUGCAGACCAACUUCAUCGCGCAAACCGGAGACCCCACCGGCACCGGGAAAGGCGGGGAGAGCGUCUACGGGAUUGUCCUAGGCGAAAAGGCGCGUUAUUACGAAGCCGAGCAUAUGCCCAAGAUCAAGCACAACAGGAUAGGUUUAUUGUCCAUGGUGAAUUGCGGCAACAACAUGCUGGCUUCCCAGUUCUUCAUCACCCUGGGAUCCGAGCUGCAGUCCCUGGACAAUGAGCACUGCGUGUUUGGAGAGAUCACGGAGGGAUUGGAGAUCAUCCUCAAGUUCAACGAAGCCAUCUGCGAUGGGGAUCAGAGGCCUUAUCAGGACAUAAGGAUAUCCCACACUGUCAUCCUGGAGGAUCCGUUCGACGAUCCUGUGGGGUUGAUGAUUCCUGAUAGAAGUCCAGAACCAACGAAAGAAGCUCUAAUGAGCGAUAGAAUCGGAGCGGAUGAGGCGAUCGACGAUAUGAAAGGGAUGACCAUAGAAGAGCUGAUGGAAAUUCAAAAGGCCAAGGAAGCAAAAGCGAGAGCCACGAUACUAGAGAUUGUGGGUGAUAUACCGGACGCGGAUAUCGCUCCGCCGGAGAACGUCCUGUUUGUCUGCAAAUUAAAUCCAGUCACGACCGACGACGAUCUUGAAAUCAUUUUCAGUCGUUUUGGGAAGAUCGUUGGUUGCGAAGUGAUAAGAGACCAUCAAACGGGAGACUCCUUGCAGUAUGCGUUCAUCGAAUUCAGCGAUCGCAAGAGCUGCGAAGACGCGUACUUCAAAAUGGAUAAUGUCCUGAUCGAUGACCGGAGGAUACACGUGGAUUUCUCGCAGUCGGUCGCGAAGAUGCGCUGGCGAGGCAAAGGAAAGGGCAUCCGUUACCUCGACGAGGACAACAAGACGAACAAGAAGUACGAGAGCUUCUCUUCGAAGAGAUCCGAGAGGAAUCAUGACGACAACGGUAGAGAUAGGGAUGACGGAAGGAAGAAGAGCUCGCACAAGGAUUAUAGAAAGCACGAGCGCAGGAAAGAGGAUAAAGAUAAGAGAAGGGAAGACAGAUCGCACGAUAGGUACGAGAAUGAACGAAGAGAUAGGAAAAGGAGGGAGGAACGACGAGGAGAUAGGGACAAGGAGGAUCAGAGGAGAGGUCACAGCGAGGACAGGUUGGAAAGGAGAAGUAAGAGGGACGACAGCAACGACCGGAGGAGAGACCACAGCGAAGAGAAAUCGGAAAGAAGGGGCAAAAGAGACGAGCACGAUAGGGAGCGUCGACAUCGUGAUAACGAGAGGAAGAGGACCACGGAAGACGACGAUACUAGACACAGGUCGCACAAGCACAAGAGAAAACGAUGAAGAGGGUGCUGAAGAAGCUUCAAGAACUCAAUUAGACUUAAACAAAAAUAUAUAUAUUUUAUAACGCAAGUAGCAAAUUGACGUCAUUA
Molecule: messenger RNA, 1714 nt
Organism: Nylanderia fulva
Lineage: Eukaryota; Metazoa; Arthropoda; Insecta; Hymenoptera; Formicidae
Product: peptidyl-prolyl cis-trans isomerase sig-7
Biological process (GO): protein peptidyl-prolyl isomerization
Cellular component (GO): nucleus
Molecular function (GO): peptidyl-prolyl cis-trans isomerase activity; RNA binding
Source: RefSeq, a predicted model, not a curated record